AUGGACAGAAGUGCAUUUCAGCUUUCGGACAGUAGUACUAAUCGAUUUGACAAACGGCGAUCAGACAGCAAUCCACCGAAUACACAUUUCGCCCAUGAUGUAGGUACAACACUAAUGCGCGUUUUGUUAGAUGUGCACCCAUGGAUACACUGUGGUCCCGAAGGCAUGGUUAUAAAGCCCAUUCUAGAAAUUCGACACCGUACGCCUUCGUUACAUGUGAACUCGUCCACAGAGUCGGGAAUCCCUCCAGAUCUGCUUGACUGGGCCACUGCUCAAUACAUCCGUCAGAUCGCUGAAGGAAUGGGACCACCGGCGAGAAUUUUGUGUUACAAACGACCAGAGGUACUUCUUUAUAUGGAAUAUCUGGCGCGCAUAUUUCUCGACUCUCAAUUUGUGGUUAUGCUGAGAGAUGGGCGAGCCGUCGCAGUUUCUAAUGAGAGAUGGGGUUCGCACACGCUUCCAUACUUGUACGACACUCUGCAUAGAUGGAUGAGGGAAAAUCUUCAAAUAAUUAGCGCUUGCCAACGAGUCGGGCCAAAACGAUGCAUUAUUAUUCGAUACGAAUUGCUUGUGCUCAAUCCAGAACGAGAACUAAGGGCACUAACU
Molecule: messenger RNA, 606 nt
Organism: Opisthorchis viverrini
Lineage: Eukaryota; Metazoa; Platyhelminthes; Trematoda; Opisthorchiida; Opisthorchiidae
Exons: 3
Biological process (GO): peptidyl-tyrosine sulfation
Cellular component (GO): Golgi apparatus
Molecular function (GO): protein-tyrosine sulfotransferase activity
Source: RefSeq, a predicted model, not a curated record